Molecule: messenger RNA, 531 nt
Organism: Microthlaspi erraticum
Lineage: Eukaryota; Viridiplantae; Streptophyta; Magnoliopsida; Brassicales; Brassicaceae
Source: the annotation of a GenBank genome assembly
AUGCCUCCGGUCCUCGACUCUUCCUCUCUACAUCGAUCUCGUUCGCUCGUCCGAAUCGUCUCAUCUCCAUCAUCUCAUCUCCAUCGUUCAUCUACUUCGUUCUCAGUCACCAUGUACCGUGUCGCUUCUAAUCUCGCCUCCAAGGCAAGGAUUGCUAGCAACACUCGAGAGGUUUCCAGUACAAUGAGCUGGAGCAGAAACUAUGCAGCGAAAGAGAUUAAGUUUGGGGUUGAAGCUGGUGGCUUGAUGCUUAGAGGGAGUGUUGGCGGAGGAGACAAAUAUCUGUUUCUGGGAAAAAGAGGUGGACAAGUUGAAGGAGAAGAUUUGAGCAGUAAUGUUAGAACUGUGAUUUCGGAGCUAGGCCUUGCUAAGGAAUUGCUUGAAAGAGUAGCCGAAGAAGAGAGUGAAUCGGGAAUUUGGCAGAAUAUGAGAAAUGCUGACAAGGGUUUAUAUUUGAGUAGUAAUGAGAGAGUUGUGACUUCUGAGCUAGGCGUUGCUAAGGAAUCGCUUCACAGAGUAGCUGAAGACUGA